Suillus subalutaceus is the source of this 738-nucleotide messenger RNA. RefSeq lists its product as uncharacterized. Bases 1 to 738 code for a protein of 245 amino acids. The transcript is spliced from 2 exons. Lineage: Eukaryota; Fungi; Basidiomycota; Agaricomycetes; Boletales; Suillaceae. The record is from RefSeq and is a predicted model, not a curated record.
AUGGAAGAAGCGGAUUGGCCGGAGGACAGAACGAGAAUGAUGGCUCGAUUCUGGAGGAAUAUUCAGGUGCACAAGUAUCGCUCCAUGCGGAACCCAGUAGCGCAGAAAGCUUUACUAGCUUACCAGGCGGAACAGCACAAGCGUUGGCAUGUAGCAGUGAAGACUUCCGUGGGGACCUUACGACUUAUCCUUGGUCACGAGAGAGUUCUUGAGGAGACCAGAGAAAGGGUGUACUGGGAGACUCGCGACAAGAGAGACAACGCGAGAGACUAUAAGUCUGAUCACGAGACCACUCGUCACACAGACAUCGCGACUCGAGAGAUACGCGCAAGCGUUCAGCCUCACCUGAACACGCCAGCAGGGGAAAGAAGCCGAGGCAGGAUUUUCGCGCAGGCACAAGCAGAGGAGUUCCUCUCAGCUUGUGCCGUUUGCCUCGGACGAAACCCUCACAGGAUUAUCGAGUGCAAGGCCACUCGCACAUGGACGACGCCUGCGACACCAUUUGCUCGCGCAUCGGCAGAGUCCUCACCAUGCGGGACGGAAAGCCAGUAUGCAGCGACUGGCAACGACUCAGCGGAUGCAGCGAGACCACUCACGACCGAAGACACUUUUGCUCCGGAUGUGGCUUAUCCACCCACGGAGCUCAAGCUUGUCCUCGAGCGCAGAAGGCUUAAGGCCCUCACGCCGUAUGAUCCAGAUGCUUGGGAAAGGGAACUCUUGUCGGCGGGGACUCUAUGA